Messenger RNA from Eublepharis macularius, 5040 nucleotides. It is a transcript of the gene FBXO30, whose product is annotated as F-box protein 30. NCBI's taxonomy places the organism in Eukaryota, Metazoa, Chordata, Lepidosauria, Squamata, Eublepharidae. The transcript is spliced from 5 exons. The coding region runs from base 351 to 2579 and encodes 742 amino acids. The record is from RefSeq and is a predicted model, not a curated record. Gene Ontology annotation, molecular function: ubiquitin protein ligase activity; protein binding; zinc ion binding.
CAGCACUCGCAGUCCUCCACCUCACCGGAACCGGAUCGAAUCUUAAGAGCGCUUGGGAGGGGCGGGCUACUCGUCUCGUCUCUUCCCUCCUCUGAGCUGUUCCAUGCACGCAAGCGAGUGGUGUUUUGCCAGUGGGUUGUCCCCCUCUGCAUAUUCUAAGAAUGGAGACUAUACCAAAAAGAAGCUUACUUGUUCUGCUCUGCUUUAGAAGGUCUUGAUCUGGAAAACCCCAUUCCUUGAUGUGGUGGUGAUCAUGAAGUGAUUGUCAUCCUUUUCGUCUGUUGUUCAGAAAUUAUACAUAGUCUAAAGGGAACCUUGGAGUGCAAGAGUUCAAAAUCGAACUUCCCAUCAUGGAGGAGCACCAGCAUCUGCAUUGUGUAAACUGUGUCAGCCGGCGUUGUAUGAUUAGACCAGAGGCCGGCAUUUCCUGUGAUUUAAUUGGUUGCUCUAUGGUUUGUGGAGCAGUGUUCCAUUCAUGCAAAGCUGAAGAGCACCGCCUUUUAUGUCCACUUGAAAGAGUGCCUUGCCUGAACAGUGGUUCAGGCUGUCCGUUUACAAUAACCAGAAACAAAAUUGCUGAACACCUAGAAAUUUGCCCUGCAAGUGUGGUAUGUUGUACUAUGGAGUGGAAUAGAUGGCCAGUAAGUUAUGCAGAUCGCAAAUCUUAUGAAAAUCUAAGUAAAGAUGUUGAUGAAGUUGAACAGUUGGACAUGGCUCUUGCCCUUCAAGACCAACGAAUGCUUCUGGAAUCCCUCAGAGUAGCAACAAUGACAUCAAAAACAGCUGAUCAGGUAUCAAAAUCGAAAGAACAGACUUCAGUUGUGAGUGCCCCAGAUGUCACCCUUCCAAAUGGCUUGAUGCCAGUAGAUGAAGAGUCAUAUGGUGCACUUUAUCAAGCUACUGUGGAAACAACCAAAAGUUUAGCUACAGCACUAGACAUCCUAAACACUGCUACUAGAGACAUAAGCAUGUUAAGUUCAAAACUUGGUAUUUCACCAUGUGAAACAAGUGAAUGCUGUCAAAUUAAAGAACAAAACUGUAAUAAAAGUAUGCAGCAUAGAAACACAGAGCAUGACUGUCUAGAUGAAAAUAAUAUGGGAGCAGCUGGUGGCCUUCACUUGGAUGGCUUGAGUCAAAAUGUGCCGGUAGAACAAAAUGGCUCAAGUGAUUUUUAUGAUUCCAUGCAACAGUGCAAUUUCAACAUGAACCUUGAUAAUUCUUUCUGCAAUGGCUUUCAUAUAGAGAAUACAUGUGCAGAUAUGCUGCAACAGAAUAAUGAACUAGGAAUGUCGAAUUCAGAGCAAUCUAAUGUAGCAAAUGGUAUAUGUAAAUCUUGUGAUGAGGCAUCAAGUUCUUGUGCCCCCACUUCUGUAGCAACACAACUUAGGGAAGAAAUACAUCUGCAUAGUUUGCCUAAUGGCAGUAUUAAUCAUGCAUAUCCACCACAUGGCUAUGAAGAAGACAGAUUCAGAAACAUAGAUCUAUUUUCUUUAAUUCCUCAGCGUACUUACAGUUUUCUCACAAAUCAUUAUUUCUCGGCACCAAAGGAUGACAAAGCAGUAGAUACAUCAGAUUUGGAAGUAACAGAAGAUCCUAUGGGUCUUCAGGGUAUAGACUUAAUCACAGCAGCUUUAUUGUUUUGUCUGGGAGAUUCUCCUGGUGGUAGGGGAAUAUCCGAUAGCCGUGUUGUUGAUGGAUAUCGUGUUGAUUUUGGGACACAGACGUUUUCUCUCCCAUCUGCAAUCCUGGCCACAAAUACAAUGGUAGGGGAAAUUGCUUCUGCCUCUGCAUGUGAUCAUGCAAAUCCACAGCUCUCGAAUCCAAGCCCUUUCCAGACACUUGGCCUAGACUUGGUACUAGAAUGUGUAGCCAGAUACCAGACAAAGCGCUCCAUGUUUACAUUUGUUUGUGGACAACUGUUUAGGCGAAGUGAAUUUUCUUCACACUUCAAGAAUGUUCAUGGUGAUAUUCAUGCAGGCCUCAAUGGUUGGAUGGAACAGAGAUGUCCUCUGGCUUACUAUGGAUGUACAUAUUCUCAGCGCAGAUUUUGUCCUUCAACACAGGGGGCAAAGAUAAUUCAUGACCGACAUCUUAGGUCAUUUGGGGUUCAGCCUUGCAUUUCUACUAUGCUGACAGAGCCUGAUAAGAGAUGCUGCUUAGGACUGCAUAGCGACCAUCUAAGUAGUCUUCCUUUUGAGGUUCUACAACACAUUGCAGGGUUUUUAGAUGGAUUUAGUUUAUGUCAGCUGUCACGUGUGUCACGAUUAAUGAGGGAUGUAUGUGGAAGCUUACUACAGGCUCGUGGAAUGGUCAUACUACUUUGGGAAAAAAGAAAGUAUCCAGAUGGAAAUUCUUCAUGGCAAAUAAAAGAAAAGGUGUGGCGCUUCAGCACAGCUUUUUGUACUGUAAAUGAAUGGAAAUUUGCUGACAUCGUAAGCAUGGCUGACCACUUGAAGAAAUGCAGUUAUAAUGCUGUAGAAAGACGAGAGGAUGCUGUGCCAUUGCCAUGUAUGUGUGUUACACGAGAGCUUACAAAAGAAGGACGUUCAUUGCGCUCUGUCCUGAAACCUGUACUUUAAAUAUGAAGUCACUCUGAUUGCACAUAAUCAAGCACCUGAUGUAACCUCUCUAAUAUUGUGACACUUUAUUAGUUUACUAAAGAUGAUUUCUAGAUAAAUCUACUCUGUCAGUAUGUACAUAAUGUUUUGAAGUGGCAUUUAUUUUUUAUAAUACUGUCUGAUUAGAAUUAAUGAAAAUUGCCUUAAUGUUUGAAAAUAUGGAACUUGCUGGACAGGGUAGUUUUAUAUAACUUAUAUAAUUUACAAUUUUUUCUUUAGGGUUUUUUCGCACUUAAAGGUGCACAUUUCUUUUUACCAAUUUCAGACUUUUAGAGAGAUGCACAUUUUCAGACAGGAACUUGAAUUGUAUAGAGACAGGAAUCUGACCAAACAACUUACAUACAUGGUCAUUUUGCAGAUUAAGAAAUUUAAAAGUUUAAAUGCUGAACAUAAUUUAGCAGUGCAUAUCUUAAACAAUUCUUUUUAUUCUUUAAAAAAUGCUUUGGCCUCUUAAAAUACAUUGGCUCAGCUCAAAUUAGUUUAUAGUUGAGGUGAUAUAGGACAUACACUUUUAGUACUGAUUGCAGAUGAAUAGCAGACAGUCCUCAACUUGUUGAAGUCAUAAGACUCCCCUGCUUUUAAUGGAAUUGAAUUGCAGCUAAGUUGUUUCUAAAUAACAUGUUCUUGAUGAUCGAUGUAGGUUACUACUGUUAACAGCCUAAUUAAGAAAAAUUGAUAUGUCAUACACUUAACAUUCAUACUGGCAAUUGAGUAAACUUUCUCCCUUCUAUUAAUGGAUAAGGUGAACACAAUUCCUGCAGCUUGCUUUAAACCAGAUACACAGGAUUUAUAAUUUUAGAUUAACAAAUCCAGUGAAGGGCUUAUGAUCCAUGGUGUUGAAAGAUCAUCUUAACAUGUAUGCAGAUGUAUUACAUGGCUUCAAGCCUAUUUUAAAUUUUAUGGUACACUGAUUCUGAGCACACUUAGGUAAGCUCCAUUGAAACAAAUGGAACUUAUUUCCAAGCAAAUGUGUUUAGAAGAGAGGUGCCAGUAUGCCAUCUUUAUAAGAUGAGAACCCAUUUGUUGCAUAAAGCACAUCUUAAUGCAUGUUCAUCCAUUUCAGAAUUUCAUAUUUUUCCAUAGUCUUCCAUUGAGGACAUUAUGUUUAAUGUUUACUGUAAUUACGAGAAUGCCUUUAACUAUACUAGUGUAACUUGGAGGCUUUCAGACUUGAUAUUACUGGGUUUUUUACACUUGGUAACUGUGUGACACAGGCUAAAGGCAGACCAAGUUUGUAUCUAUAAAUAGGGUAUUCCAAUGUUAAAGAGGAAAAGUAUUGAAAAGAUUAUUACAGAAAUGGCUGAAUGUUUAUGAAAUCAUUUUAGUAUACUUGAUCCAUAUGUACAGCAUACGAAUCCUUUCUGGGAAAUAGUACUUUAUUCAUAACUUAGGCUGACCCUUUUAAAAAAAAAUUAAACCUCAUUCUCUAGUGCCAUAUAUUGAGACCGCUAACAUUUGAAUACUCAUUUUUUCUAUUUUCUGGAAUGCCUGAAUGUUGGAUCAGUUAACUGUUCUCACAAGGCUGCCUUUCUCAUUUGAAGAGUCUAGAGUAGAGGAUUUUUCUUCAGCCCUGCAGAAUCUGGUCUUCAGUCAAUAGUGGAGUGUCAUUUGUAAUUGUAGCUGGGAAAAAAACAAACCCUUAAUAAUAUAUUGAAUUUUUCAUAGGUAUAACCAACCCAGGCUUAGAUAGAGUUUUUCUUCAGCAGUACAUCUGUGAUGUUUGUUGCCUCUCUCUGUCUUCUAAAAAAAUAUGUCAGUCUGAAAUAACCAAAACUCUCCACUCAGUAGGUUUUAAAAACUGUUUACUGUAUACACUGUUAAUUACCUUACUUGUGUGUAUUUUGGUAUUACCUUUUUUCUUGUUAGAAGUGGGUAGAAAAAUGUGUUAGCUCUUUGAGUAUUGCAAGUACUGCAGCUCACGCUAGAAGGUUCUCUAAGCAGUUAAACCCGUGAUUAAUAACUAGUUCAGUUUUGUAACAAUAAGGAUUUGAAUACUUCAUUCUCAUUACAUGCACUUUCAUUUUUGAAUCAAGAUACUGUGUUAAACCUUUAAAAUCCAGAGCUAUUAAAACAUUAAUGCUGUUCAAAAGAAUCAUGUUUUGUAUACUUUUAUGUGCAGGAAUACAAUACAGAUCUAGGAUACAAGUAUUUUAUACUGCUAUGCAGUUUUUACAAAAAAACAAAGUUGUGAUACAGAUUGUCAGUACUUUAAUUUUUUGUUGCCUUGUACUCUACUUUAUAUUUUAAAUGUACAUCAAGUCUCUCCUAGUGCUUGGUUCCUUGUUGCAUUGCUUUUACUUAUCAAUUGUUUUUUUCUCUUACCAACAUGACACUACUCCCUUGUUUAAAAAGUUUUCAGUUAAUACCAUUUUUGCAAUGUCUGAUAUUGCCCUAAUUAAACACAUUUGCCAUUGACCUCUUA